Molecule: messenger RNA, 1230 nt
Organism: Dujonia railenensis
Lineage: Eukaryota; Fungi; Ascomycota; Pichiomycetes; Serinales; Debaryomycetaceae
Source: the annotation of a GenBank genome assembly
AUGACCGCAUUUAUUACUCUUUUAACCAAUGAAUCCUAUUUGCCAGGAGUCUUGACUCUUGGUAAGGCAUUGAAGCACAAAUACCAAUCCACUUACAAGUUGGCCAUCUUGGUCAACUCAGAUUCGCUUUCGAAGGAAUCCGCCGAACUUAUAGAGUCUGUUUACGAUGAUAUCAUCGACGUUGGUGACAAGUUGAUCUACUCGUCUGUGGAAGAAGUCGAUACCAAGUUGGGAAGACCAGAAUUGGCCGUUACCUACAGUAAGGUAUUGCUUUGGUCAUUAACUCAGUACGAUACCCUUAUCUACUUGGAUGCAGACACUUUACCCUUGGCAAACUUAGAUCAUUUAUUUGAUGAGCACAAGGACUUGUUACUGACCCAGGUAGUUGCUUCUCCUGACGCUGGUUGGCCAGAUAUUUUCAACUCCGGAGUCUUGAUUUUGAAGCCGCUGACUGAUACUUUCACCAGCUUAGUCAAGCAUAUUGAGACUGAAGAGACUCCUUCCUUUGAUGGUGCUGAUCAAGGUUUACUUAACGAAUUCUUCAACUUGAAAACCAAGGGUUCUAACUGGAAGAGGUUACCAUUCGUUUACAAUGUCACCCCCAAUGCAUCAUAUCAAUAUACUCCUGCGUUCGACAGAUUUGCCGGAGACAUUAAGUUGGUUCACUUUAUUGGAUCAGUAAAGCCAUGGAAUGCUGACUUUUUGCUUCAUGGCAACUACCAGGCACAAGCAUCUCUCUACGACGUCCAUAAGUUAUGGUGGAGUACGUUCCACGAACAUUUCCCCGGUGAAAUUGGAGCCAAGAUCUUGAACGUCAAGGGUGAAGGUUACUCUUUGAAAUUCGGAAAGAACAAGAAUGUGUGGGAUGACGAUGCUGAUACCUCAGUGGGUGGAUCGACUGGUGGAAUUACUGAUGAACCAAUUGCCCCAGUCUUCCCAUGGGAAGAGAGAGAGAAGAGACACCCAACAAGAACCUUUACACCUCCACCUUAUGGCGAAGAAGCUAGCGAAGAAGGCGAGCAGGACAAGCUUCACGAUGAGUUGAAGAAAUCAAUUGAAACUCUCAAUCUCAAGACAUCUUCAGGAAGCAAGGCCGGAUCAUUGAAGGACAAGUACAAUAUCGAUCUGAGUGAGGAUAACAAGUGGGAUCCGACUGCUUCAUUGAAUGAAAUUGCACAAUUACCUUCCAAGUUGUUGAGCAAGAAGAGAGAAGAAGAAAGUAAAAAGUAG